Capsicum annuum is the source of this 510-nucleotide messenger RNA. RefSeq names its product N-glycosylase/DNA lyase OGG1. Gene Ontology annotation, biological process: base-excision repair; base-excision repair, AP site formation. The record is from RefSeq and is a predicted model, not a curated record. The transcript has 2 exons. Lineage: Eukaryota; Viridiplantae; Streptophyta; Magnoliopsida; Solanales; Solanaceae. The coding region runs from base 67 to 435 and encodes 122 amino acids. Gene Ontology annotation, cellular component: nucleus. Gene Ontology annotation, molecular function: 8-oxo-7,8-dihydroguanine DNA N-glycosylase activity.
GGGAAUUUUUUGGGAACUGUUGGAGGUUUUGAGUUUUAUGAGUUUCCUUCGCUAGAAAGGUUGGCAAUGGUUUCUGAACAAGAGCUAAGAGCUGCUGGUUUUGGUUACAGGGCUAAAUAUAUUGUUGGUACUGUGGAAGCUCUGAAAUCAAAGCCUGGUGGAGGUGCGGAGUGGCUUGCUGCACUUCGCAAAGUAGAUCUUCCUGAGGCCAUUGUUUCUCUGUGCUCUCUACCUGGUGUUGGUCCUAAGGUUGCAGCAUGUAUUUCUCUCUUCUCUUUAGAUCAGCACCAUGCUAUUCCUGUUGAUACUCAUGUGUGGAAGGUUAGCUAUCAAGGGAUUUAUAUUUUCUUGUUGUUUAAGAGAUCACGUCUUCUGACAUAUGAGUUUUCCUUUGAUUCCACAGAAGAUAUGAGAUAUGUUCUCUCCCUUUUAUAAACAUUUCAAAUUAAGAGGAACCUAAAGAAGAUUAUUAUUAUUAUUAUUGUAGUAGUUGUUGUUGUUCCUUUUGAA